CGGGCUAUUUUGGGCCCAUGGCCAAGCUUGAUUCAUGAAGUUCUAAAGCUAAUCGGGGCGAUCUAGAUGAUCUCUUUCCAUGCAAGAAUCAUUCCGAAGCACGGAUGCUCCAAUAUUUCACGUCCCUCUUCAAGAAAUGCUCCACCCUCGCGGACGUCAAGCAGAUCCACGCGCGCGCCAUCCGGACCGGCUGGAUCAAGAACAAGAACCUGUUCGUCGUCGGCAAGAUCAUCAACUUCUGCGCGGUUUCCGAGCACGGGGACAUGGGUUACGCGGUCAAGAUCUUCGAGAGCACGAGGAAGCCUGAUGGGUUCCUCUGGAACACGAUGAUCAGGGGCUUCGGCAACUCGGGUCAGCACGGGAGGGCCUUCGAGUACUACGGGAGGAUGCGGGGCGAGGGGAUUGGGGCGGACAAUUUCACGUUCUCGUUCUUGCUCAAGGCCAGUUGGCAUCUGGGGUCUGUUGCUCUGAGCAAGCAGCUGCACUGCAGUACCGUCAAGUGUGGCUUGGACGAGCAUGGUUUCGUGAGGAACAGCCUCGUCCACAUGUAUGGAAUGAUCAAGGAUAUUGAGGCUGCGGUUCAGCUGUUUGAUGAAAUGUCUGAACGGAAUUUAGUGGCGUGGAACGCCAUGCUCGAUUGCCUCGUGUCCUGCGGCCAGUGCAAAGAAGCCCUCGACAUGUUCGCGGAUAUGCUACGAAGUGGCGUAGGACCCGAUGAGGCCACUCUUGUUGUGAUGCUCUCGGCUUGUUCCCGAGUGGGUGCCUUGGACUAUGGGAGGUGGCUCCAUGACUUCAUCAAUCAUACCGGCCUUAGUGAUAUCGUUCCAGUGUGUAAUGCGCUCAUUGAUAUGUAUGCAAAGUGUGGUGCGGUUGGAGAGGCAUAUAUGGUUUUUGCAGAUAUGAGCCGAAAAAACAGAAUAACAUGGAAUACCAUGAUUCUAGGACUCGCGAUGCACGGGCAUUCAAAAGACGCUCUUCAACUCUUUUCGCGGAUGUUAGAGGAUGGAUCCCAAGAGCCGGAUCAUGUCACUUUCUUGGGUGUUCUGUGCGCUUGUAGUCACGGCGGGAUGGUCAAUGAGGGAAGAAGGUACUUCGGAUCCAUGAGAAAAGAUUACCAUAUCGAACCGACAGUUAGGCACUAUGGUUGCAUGGUUGAUAUGUUGGGAAGAGCAGGUUUUCUGGAGGAGGCGUAUGAAUUAAUAAGGGGCAUGCCCAUACGAUGUAAUGCCAUAGUGUGGAGAUCGCUGUUGGGUGCUUGCCGUAUGCACGGCAAUAUUGAACUUGGGGAGAUGGUGAGAAAGAAACUGUUGCACUUGGAACCGGAUCAUAGCAGCGACUAUGUUCAGCUUUCAAGCAUGCACGCAAGUGUUGGUCAGUGGAAUCUAGUGCUGAACGUGAGAAGAAUGAUGAAUGACAGGGAAAUUAAGAAACCUAAGCCAGGUUACAGUUUUGUCGGGGUCGAAGAUCUUAGAGAUGGAGUCGUUUGCAGCAUAUAGAAAUCUAGGUUAUGAAAUGUGAAAUAUACAGAUGGCUCUCCAACUUUGCCAACUUCCCUCGUUUUCUACAAGAAGAUUGGUUGUGUAAAGCUUCAAGAAAUGAAAAUGCAUAGAAAAUUUACAA
This is a messenger RNA of Syzygium oleosum, 1620 nucleotides long. RefSeq names its product pentatricopeptide repeat-containing protein At4g21065-like. Bases 105 to 1496 code for a protein of 463 amino acids. The transcript has a single exon. The record is from RefSeq and is a predicted model, not a curated record. NCBI's taxonomy places the organism in Eukaryota, Viridiplantae, Streptophyta, Magnoliopsida, Myrtales, Myrtaceae. Gene Ontology annotation, biological process: RNA modification. Gene Ontology annotation, molecular function: protein binding; RNA binding.